Messenger RNA from Leucoraja erinaceus (little skate), 3382 nucleotides. It is a transcript of the gene sntg1, whose product is annotated as syntrophin, gamma 1. Bases 1284 to 2939 code for a protein of 551 amino acids. Gene Ontology annotation, molecular function: protein binding; structural molecule activity. NCBI's taxonomy places the organism in Eukaryota, Metazoa, Chordata, Chondrichthyes, Rajiformes, Rajidae. Gene Ontology annotation, cellular component: intracellular anatomical structure; dystrophin-associated glycoprotein complex. The record is from RefSeq and is a predicted model, not a curated record. The transcript is spliced from 19 exons.
UACCGGUAAGGGCAAAAGUGCCAAUUCUGCACGGGAAAAAAAAUAGCCAAGCGCGGUGCACUGCGCGCGAAUUAAGCCAGAACUGGCCGUACUCACGGUCUAUGCUGCGUUGAAUUGAUGUUGCAUGACUUGCCUGAUCGAUCCAAUUUUCAGGCUAAUGUACGCGACUCCUAGUGGGACUGCCUCUCGUAAGAGCCGAUCAGCCUUCAGGCAUUAGCAAAGCAGGGGCGUUUCAUUCUUUACUUACAGACGGUGUAAAACGUCAACGCCGGUUGUUGCAAUUCCAAGCAAUUUUCUUGCAUUCCAAUUGCUCCUUGUCUUGUCUUUUAUUUUACCGCUAAAUGCUAGUGCUAUCGGGGUGCUGCUUAAAUAAAUGUGAUUAACCGUUUAGUGCCCUUGUUAAUUUGAUGUUUAUAAAUGGCCUCGUCUUAGCCAAAGAUUGGUCUUAACCGAGUUAUGUAUGGGUCGAGGCAGAAAAUGGGUUACAGUGACACAAUAUCUCGCUAGGCUGCUGUAACGCGUUGCGACUCGCUGUGGUUUGGAUUCAGCGCUGAGCUGCUAUGUACUAAGUACCGGCGCUGAGUGGCGGUGUCACAUCAUUUAGACUCUUCUCUCCGCAGCCAUCUCAUUCACAGAAGUCUUGCUGAUUCACUGCUUCCCGCAGACACAGGAGGAGGGGGUUGGGGGGGAAACACGCACAAGAAACAGUCAGGGGGAAACAUGCAGCGCCAGUUGGACCUUGUCAAGUGGUCACCAGACUAUGGAGGAAGAUAAGUUGUAAGACAUCCUACCUUUGCUGCUCUUGGCUUUCUGCCGCAGCUUCGACUGUGAAACUAAUCCUAGAUCCGCCUCCUCUCACUCUCUCUCUCUCUCUCGCGCGCGCUUUACAUCGGGGACCGCGUUUAAGAAAUGUAACGGGAGCCUUUGACUCGGGGAGCAUCGUCCUGAAGAGCCCGCUGCCGGACAGAGGACCUUCUGUUACUAUGCUUUAACCGCGGCGCUGAGAGACGGCUGCCCGCCCGAGUUAAUAUGCAGUAAGUUGUCGCUGACUGCAGGUGAACGGGAAUGGACCUCGGGAACGCAAGUGGGACCAGGUGUAGAUCCCACUAGAGCGCAGUCCGACCUAGGAACGGGUUGGAGGAUUCACCGGGACCCGGAGAUAUACUGACUGACAUCGGAGGAACACUUGUUAUCCCGCACAUCAGACAUCUCGCUGUACACCUGGAAGGGAUCAACCUUGCUUAGGCACAGUUUUUUAAUCUGACCGGUAAAUCAUCUGUUAGAUGACGUCACCGCCCGGCGUGGCGUUGCGUGAUGACGUCAUCGCCCGAUGCUGUGCGACGCCCAAAUUCAGUCGGCCUGCCUCCUGCCCAGCUGAUUGGCCGGCAUUGCUCUCUGUGCUGCAGCACAUGGAUUUCAGGAUUGCGGCUGAGGAGACAAAGACAGGAAUUUGUUUGCUCCAAGAUGGUUCUCAAGAGCCCUUUGAAGUGCGAUUGCACUUAGCAAAGGACAUUUUAACAAUUCAGGAGCAAGACGUUAUCAAUGUGUCAAGCGAAGCCUUCUAUUCCAGUGAAAGAACUGUUACAAUUAGAAGACAGGCGAUUGGUGGAUUUGGACUGAGCAUAAAGGGUGGAGCAGAGCACAAUAUUCCAGUCAUAGUUUCAAAAAUCUCAAAAGAACAAAGAGCUGAUCUAUCCGGUUUACUGUUUAUCGGAGAUGCUAUCCUUCAGAUAAAUGGAAUAAAUGUUAGAAAUUGCAAACAUGAAGAAGUGGUUCAAGUUUUGCGUAAUGCUGGAGAGGAAGUAACUCUUACAGUGUCAUUUCUAAAAAGAGCACCUGCCUUCCUGAAGCUUCCACUGUAUGAAGACUGCACAUGUCUCCCCAGUGAUCAGAGCAGUGGCACAUCUUCUCCACUUUGCGACAGUGGAUUACAUCUUAACUAUCACCCUAACAAUACAGAUUCAUUGUCAUGUUCUUCAUGGCCGACAUCUUCAGGUCAGAAGUGGGAGAAGAGAUGGUGUGAUCUGCAGUUAAUUCCUCUCCUUCAUUCUCGUCUGUCACACCAUAUUCCAGGAACUGAUAUUUCCAGGCAGAAUGCAUUUCAAGUCAUUGCUGUGGAUGGAGUGUGCAGCGGUGUUAUUCAGUGCCUCACUGGUGAAGACUGCGUAGAUUGGCUGCAAGCACUUGCAAUUAAUAUAUCCAACCUUACCAAGCACAAUAUUAAAAAGAUAAACAGAAAUUUUCCAGUAAAUCAACAGAUAGUCUACAUGGGCUGGGUGGAAGACCGGGACCCAGAUUCGCUACAGGAAAAGCUAUAUACACCAAAGUAUCUAGCCGUGAGAGGCGCUUGCUUAUACACAUUUGCAACACCUCCAGUGACGACGUGGGAUUGGACAAAAGCUGUGAAAAGCUACACAGUUUAUGAAAUAAUGUGCAAAAUCCUUAAGGACAGUGAUCUGUGGGAUCGCCGAAAGCACUGUUUUAGUGUUCAGACAGAAACUGGAGAGGACCUAGUCUUCAGCGUGGAAUUAGAAUACGAACUCAUUCUCUGGGAAAAGGCAUUUCAGACAGCAACUUUCUUGGAGGUGGAACGAAUACAGUGCAAGACCUAUGCCUGUGUGCUAGAGAGUCAUCUCAUGGGACUGACAAUAGACUUCAACUUGGGUUUUGUUUGCUUUGAUGCUGCAUCAAAGGCUGUUAUCUGGAGAUACAAAUUUUCACAGCUGAAGGGUUCUUCAGAUGAUGGCAAAAGCAAGAUUAAGUUUUUAUUCCAGAGCAUUGACAUUAAACAAAUUGAAGCAAAGCAGGAGCUAGAAUUUUCCAACCUUUUUGCUGUAUUGCAUUGUAUACACUCCUUCCUUGCUGCCAAAGUAGCUUGUCUGGACCCUCUCUAUGUUGGAAGUCAGACUGGCGCUGGGAAGACCAAGUACAAUAACUGACAAACCCCUGUCUUUCUAACCAGUUUUGGAGAGUCAUUACUGUUGAAGAUAAAUAUUUAAUACAGUUCAGCCAUGUGAGAUUUCAAUGCAAGGCUCCUAUUUCAGGAGAAGAUGUGUCAGUUACAAUUGCUCUCCUCGGUUAUAAUUGCUCCGAAGUUGUAAACUAUUACUGAAUGAGAUGGACUGAAAUCGCACAGGCUGCAGCCACUGUAUGAAAUGAAGUGAAGUCUCAAGGGAACACAGACAUGAUCGUUUUUCCCAUUUUAUUCCUGAGCUCAAGCUUCCUCAUGGAUUCUAACCUGAAGAUUGUCACGGCAAACUUCUUGAACGACGGGAGUCAUUGAAGCAAUUAAUGUACACGUUUCUUAAAGGCCAUAUCUCUGCAUAAGCAACCCAGCAAUCAACUGUACAUCUGUAGUUCCAAAGAUGGAAGUUUUUAACAA